This is a messenger RNA of Scylla paramamosain (green mud crab), 1655 nucleotides long. RefSeq lists its product as uncharacterized. Lineage: Eukaryota; Metazoa; Arthropoda; Malacostraca; Decapoda; Portunidae. The record is from RefSeq and is a predicted model, not a curated record.
CUGUGAGAGUGGCGAAGGAGGAGGAGGAGGAGGAGGAGGAGGAGGAGGAGGAGAAGGAGGAGUAGGAGGAGGAGGAGGAAGAGAAGGAAGAGAAGAAGAAAAAACAUGCUUUUCAACACUCUUCCCUCUUCCUUGCGGGUUACGAGAAGAAGAAGAGAAGGAAGAGGAGGAGGAAAGGAGGAGGAGGAGGAGGAGGGGUGCGCCGCUCCCCCCACUGACAUAUGGACCAGACUGGGGCUCACCUGGCCAAGUUGACUCAUUAGGCAUGUGACUGAACCUAGGCCUACUCUCCCCCCGCCCCCCCGAGGAGCCCCGCGGGAGAGACACAGUCCUCGGGGUACCACAGCCGGGGAGGGAGCAGCGGCAGUCUCGGGGGGGGCGGAGGAGGCAGCGUAGGGGAGGAAGAGGACACGUGUGGAUUUUCAGACAUCUGGCCCCCUACCCGCGCCCUGCCUUACCCUAGGUGGGGGUGUGGGCGCCCUGAACUGACCCUGGGCAUUAGGGAAUAUCAGGGUCUGGUCCAGGAACUGACUCCGGCCCUUAGAGAUGUAUUAGAUAAGCACCCGUACGAUACUGUCACAAAUUUUGUAAGAUUCUGCGCGAGUUACCGGGCGUGGAGGGACAGCAAAGAUCAAGAUCAAAACUCACAACAGUCAUCAUCAGUAAACCUUCGUGAAUUCUACAGAGAUUAUGAGCCGCCAAUGAUCAGCGGACGGCACACCUGCGUGGGGCUCACCUGCCUACUGCAGACAUGCCUGGCAGCCCUGGAAGACGCCUACCCUGGCCUGAAGGACGCUACGUAUAAGGUGGGCUGCGAGGAGGAGGUAGACAACAUCGAAUGGUUCUGCUCCGGAUCGGUUCCUCCAGACACCUGUGAGAUGGAACACGUGUUGUUAUGCAUCCGUGUGAGGCUGUGCGGGCGCGCGGGCGUGAUGCUGCUUGACCCGGGGUACCAUGUGGGGGAGGUAGUGACGGUAAUGGAGGACGGGCGGGCCCCUACUACAGGGUUCGUGCAGGGGGGGGCGACCAGUGGGGUGCAGAGGUGGUAUAGGUACAGGGCGUGGGGAGGCAACGCUGCCUUUGUGACGUGGGAGGUGGUGACGCGACGAGGAGGAGGAGGAGGAGGAGGUUGUGAAGUGUUUAGUGCAGAAAGUGAAGAUGGAAGAACAGGAAGUGAAAAAGUGAAAGCUGGCAGUGAAAGAGGAGGAGGAGGAGGAGGAGGUGACAGUGAAGAAAAACAAGGAAAAAUCAACACAAACGAAGGAACCAAACAAGGAGGUGACGAGGACAAGAAGAACACAGCAGAACAUGACCAACACAAGCAAGACACGCGGGAAAAAGAAAAACGAGACAAAGAAAACGGAAAAGGCGACCCAGAACCACCACCACCACCACCACCACACCAAGAAGGACAGACGGAAAGUAAACACACAAGCAUUAUAUUCGUCGGCCUUCCCUUCCUCUCUCCCUUAGAAGUUGCAGAAAGACGAAACAUAGCAUACCCAAUCAAAUCCCUCGUGGGCAGAGACAGCACGGGCGCCCUCACCAGCGGUCUCUACUUCCCAGUCACCCAUGUAGCCUCCGCCAAGGUCACUCUGUUUACAAAGGUGAGGACACAGAAAGGAAGGAAUAGGUUCUCAACCUUUGGAAAGUAG